Chondrus crispus (carragheen) is the source of this 990-nucleotide messenger RNA. RefSeq lists its product as hypothetical. Gene Ontology annotation, molecular function: flavin adenine dinucleotide binding; electron transfer activity. NCBI's taxonomy places the organism in Eukaryota, Rhodophyta, Florideophyceae, Gigartinales, Gigartinaceae. The transcript has a single exon. The record is from RefSeq and is a predicted model, not a curated record. Gene Ontology annotation, cellular component: mitochondrion. The coding region runs from base 1 to 990 and encodes 329 amino acids.
AUGAGCGCCGCUGCCGGACGCGCUUCCGCCGCCGCGCUCGUGGUCGCCGACGGGGCGACGGUCGCCGUGCGCAGCGCCGUGCGCGCCGCGCAGGCCUGCGCUUCGUCUUCCGCAGUCGACGUAUUACUUCUCGGGCGGUCGUCCUCAGCCGACGCCAAUGCGGCGGCUGCAUGGGAGGGCGUGUCGUCCGUGAUCGUUGGCGGCGCGGACCAGCCGCUGACGGCGGAGUACGCGGCGCCGAUCGUGCAGGCGCAGCUGGGGAGUGGCGCGUACCGGCACGUCGUGGCGGCAUCGACGACGUUCGGCAAGAACGUGCUGCCGCGCGUGGCCGGAGUGCUAGGCGUGUCCACGGUGUCGGACGUCAUCGAGGUGAAGGAGGACGGGGGGGGCGAGGUGUUUGUGCGCCCGAUUUACGCGGGGAACGCGCUGGCGACGGUGCGGUCAAAGGAGAGCACGAUCCUGCUCACGGUGCGCCCUACGGCUUUCGAGCCCGUCGCGGAGCGCUCCGAGGGGCUGGCGGAGGUUUCGAGCCUGGCGGCACCGGAGGAGGCGGGGGGUGGGCAGUCAAGGUGGGUCGGAGAGGACCGCACCGAGAGCAGCCGCCCGGACUUGACCGCGGCUGGGGUGGUGGUGGCUGGUGGCAGGGGGCUGAAGAGCGGGGACAAUUUUAAGCUGCUGGAGGAGAUUGCGGAUGAGCUGGGCGGCGCUGUUGGGGCAACGCGCGCCGCAGUGGAUCUGGGGUGGGUGGCUAACGAUAUGCAAGUGGGGCAGACGGGGAAGGUCGUCGCGCCGGAGCUGUACAUUGGAGUUGGGAUCUCAGGUGCGAUUCAGCAUCUGGCUGGCAUGAAGGACUCCAAGGUCAUCGUCGCUAUUAAUAAGGACGAGGAGGCGCCAAUCUUUCAGGUGGCGGAUUAUGGGUUGGUUGCAGAUUUGUUUGACGCCGUGCCGCAGUUGCAAGAAAAGUUGAAGGCGUUGCCAAAAAAGCAAUAG